UAAUAGCAUUUUUAAGUAUUCAGAUCGGCACUUUAAACCAAGAACCAACCAGAUUCUUUUAGGCCAAACGAGGACAGUCUGAGACACAUAGGAUACCAACCAAGUCAGGAGAACAACAGAUAUUAUUGCCACAGAGGAACAGAACGUCAUGUGGUCUUUAAAUCUUUUCACAGACUGGUCUGUUUUUUUUUUUGUUUGUUUUUUUUCAGUAGGCCGUGUUGAUAAAGUCGAAACAUCUGGUUUAAAACCAGGUUGCUGUUUCACAGUCAGCAGUUAAAUUUUGUUCUCAUCCAGUGCGUCUUGUACAAAAUUUACUAUUCCUCUUUUGUGCCUAUGUCUGUCUGUCGUUUCUCUCUAUGCGUCUUUCACUCGACGCACUCCUCUCACCACCUUAUUGUCAUGGAGCGGUGCAGCCAGGAGCCUGUUCUCAGCCGAUGCCUGGAAAUUUCCGUAAAGCAAUCCUUGUUGGCUGUUUGGGCUGCGUUGGAGUGGGGUGGGCGUGUGCGAGUGUUUCGGUGGGUAGAGUCGAAGAAGGCAGUGGUAGGUAAGCAGAGGGGGGUACGCUUAAGAGCUUUUUGACUUUUCCUCCGUGGGGAGAACGAGCCGUUAGGUGAAAGAGGGAUUGUCUGGAUCUGGAAUCGUCAUGCCUCUAAGUCAGCGACUUUCGAUGAGCAUGAUCCACUGUGAUGGCGUCAACAACCAGAGCUACUUCUGCGAGUACGGACACUGCUGCGGAGAAUCCCAGUGCUGCAGUUACUACUAUGAGCUCUGGUGGUUUUGGUUGGUGUGGGCAAUCAUCUUUAUUUUGUGCUUCUGCUGCAUUUGCCACCAUCGGCGCACAAAACACCGAAUGCAGCAGCAACAGCGGCAGCACGAGAUCAACCUCAUCGCCUACCGGGAAGCACACAACUACCCCUCAGUUCCCUUUUACUUCCGUAAGUACACAAAGUCUUUGAAUUUUGCAUUGGUGAAACCUGCAGAUACCCUGAUGUGGAUUAGUAUAGAAAUAGUUUGAAGCUUUUCGUAUCUGUGUUAAACAUGUUGGGGUGUAGCUUCACCUCUGACUUAAAAAAAAAGUUAUUUUCUUGCCUGUUGAUAUGUUUUCCUCAUUUGUUUACCAGAAAAUGACCAGAAAAUGUCUUCUAAGUCGAAGUGGGAGCUUGGCUCAGAUAUAAUGUUUGCACUGAGAUCCAUCCUGGGGGUCCUGCAGCAUCAGGACCUUGACUUGUUUGCAUGUCCCAGCCUUCAGAGAACGCCGAGAAUUGCAAAACCUGCUCCGACCGUGUUUCAGCGCAGGAAAGAAAAUCCAGAAAUGACUCGAUCACUUUACGCCUCCUGAUGCUGUGGGAGGGCUGGAGUAAUGAUCUGGAAAGCUCUGUGAGGCCUUAAGGAGAAAUGUUUAGUCAAGCUUAGCCAGAUGUUUUUAUGCUUUGUAUAAAAGGAUGAAUAGCCAUUUAUUUCUCUCUCUGAUAUUGAGGCAGACGUUACCAGAAUUAUUUUUUUUGCAACAAACUUUUAUUAGGCUGAUGGUGCAACGUUCAUCAACUGUAAAUAGAAAUACCAACACCGUAGAAAUGUGAAGUCAUCACACUAAAUGUUCAGGAAGGAAAGGAUGUGUUGAUGCAAACCCCUAAAACUAAAGCACAGACUGAAGCUGCUUCGGUAGCGCGAGUACCACAGUGAAAUAACGCCAACGUGAGCUGAAAGGCCGCCCAGAAAGGAAGAAGCCAUUACUUUGAAAUCAACAUGAAAGGCCAGAUUAAAAUUUGCAAAUUCACUCAGGAACAACGCCUUAAUGUUUGGACGGAUGUCCUGUGGUCUGAAUCUGAAAUUGAAUUGUUGACGAUCUUCACAAAGUAGACGGCAUUACAAUGAAAUAAGGUCAUGUUGAAAUGUUGAAGCAACAUCUCAAGACAUCAGGCAGAAUGUCAAAGCUUCGGCCCAAACAUUAUUAAUGUCAGAUUAGUUUGCUUUAGGUAACAAAGACUCUCUGUUGGUGCGUGACUCGGCCCUGAUCUGAUUCGCAUGGAAAAAUUUGAGGCAACCUGCAAACUUGACCCAGUUACACCAGUUCUGUCAGGAGGAAUGGGCCAGAAUGUCCAGCAUGCUUGUGUAAGAAGCUGGAGGAGGAAACCCAAAAGGUGUGACUCAAGUCGUAAAAGUUUGAAGGCAAACACUGAGGGAGUGGAUGUAAGCUUCUGAAUUAAGAUCUGAAUGUAAACAAACCAAAGAUUGUCCAAAA
Molecule: messenger RNA, 2242 nt
Organism: Poecilia latipinna (sailfin molly)
Lineage: Eukaryota; Metazoa; Chordata; Actinopteri; Cyprinodontiformes; Poeciliidae
Gene: wbp1lb
Product: WW domain binding protein 1-like b
Exons: 3
Coding region: 644-1015 (123 amino acids)
Source: RefSeq, a predicted model, not a curated record